Messenger RNA from Camelina sativa (false flax), 927 nucleotides. The record is from RefSeq and is a predicted model, not a curated record. Lineage: Eukaryota; Viridiplantae; Streptophyta; Magnoliopsida; Brassicales; Brassicaceae.
AUGAGUUCUUCAAACCCUUACAGUUAUCCUCCUAAUACUUAUAUGGAUCUGUUGAAUUCUCAACAGGAUUCUCAGCCUAAUCAGUAUACCACCCCACUCCCUUCUCAACCUGUCGACUCUAUCCCCACAUUCUCUUCUCAGCCUGUCCAAAUUAGCACACCAUCUGUCACCGAAGACUGUAUUGACCUUAGUGUCGACGAGAAUGAAGAAGAAGCUGGUAGAGGAAGUAGGACAAGGUGGAGUUCCGAGGAGGAUAUUACUCUCAUCAGUGCCUGGUUAAAUACCAGCAAAGACCCGAUUGUUAGUAAUUUGCAGAAGUUCGGUUCCUUCUGGAAGAGAGUUGCCGACUACUUCCAAGCAAGUGAGAGGGCAUCGAGUACACAUACUAGAGGGCCGUCGCAAUGUAAGGCUAGGUGGAACAAGAUAAACCACCAAGUGAACAAAUUUGUUGGGUGUUACACACAAACCAGUGCAAGAAGGAAGAGUGGAGAAUCUGAAGAUGAUGUUAUGUCUAUGGCAUGUCAGCUUUACAAGAAUGAUAUGCAUAAGCCAUUUGUUCUAGGGCAUUGCUGGAGGGAACUCAAGCAUGAUCAGAAAUGGAUCUCGCAGGACUCAAACAAGAAGCCUAAGCUUGAUUCAGACGGAUCAUAUGUUUCCACUUCAACAAAUGAUGGCGCUGAACAGAGGCCUCCGGGUGUUAAAGCUUCGAAGAAGAAAGGUAAGCAACCGGUAGUUAGUAAUGAUGGUGAGGAUGUUUCUACGAGAAAACUGGAUAAGAUUAUAGCCAUGAAGGAUAAGGAACAAGAGGCAAAAGAUAGGCAAGGCAAAAUGAGAUUGCUUGAGAGUCUCCUUAACAAGCCUGACCUUACACAAGCUAAAGUUACACUCAGAGACAAGCUAACUGACCAACUGUUGUCAAACACUUAG